Molecule: messenger RNA, 3137 nt
Organism: Lingula anatina
Lineage: Eukaryota; Metazoa; Brachiopoda; Lingulata; Lingulida; Lingulidae
Biological process (GO): regulation of canonical NF-kappaB signal transduction; protein ubiquitination
Cellular component (GO): plasma membrane signaling receptor complex
Molecular function (GO): ubiquitin-protein transferase activity; zinc ion binding
Source: RefSeq, a predicted model, not a curated record
UCAAACACUGGCGGAAUAGCAUCAUUGGGCUUGUAACUGCAGAACGAUGGCUUUGAUGUAGAAUACAUUUUUCUCGAAUAGUUCUACUUGCUGUAGGAAGGUAGAUUUACCAACGAGAACACAUCUGGGUCAGUGCUGACGAAUGACCGACUACAUGAAGCUGGACAGAGUGUCGGUUAAACUGCACAUAUGAAAGAUCAUUGAAAUACAAGAAACUCAUAAGAUGUCCAAGUACGACACGGAGCAGUUCGACCCAGCCCCAGUUCCAGAAUUGGUGUGCUGCAUCUGCCAUUGUGUUUUCCUUGACCCUGUGCAAACCCCAUGUGCUCAUGUCUUCUGCAGGAUCUGUAUAGAAACUUGGCUUGAUAGCCACCAGAGCUGCCCUACAUGUAGGAGACAGGGGAUAAAGAAGGCAGACCUCGAAGAGACUGUACCAAUUAUCCGGAGUAUGAUACAAAGUUUGACCAUGAGAUGUGACAAUAAGGAGAAUGGUUGUACAGAACUGAUGAAGCUAGAGCAGUAUGAGACACACAUCAAAGACUGCCCCUUUGCAUUACUCCAGUGCAAGUUUAAGAAAUGUGGGGAAAAAAUUCUUCGCAUGAAUCUGUCUGAUCAUGAGAAUCAGUCAUGUCCGCACCGGGAAAAACAGUGUGAAGCUGACUGUGGGUUAAUGAUUCCGCUGAGAGAGAUUGCCAGUCACAGCUGUCUGGAGGCUUUGAAGAGAGCCUUGUCAGAGCGCAAAGAAGAACUUGAGAAAAUGAAACAGUACACCCAAGAACUUUUGGAACAGAAGAAUUCUUUAGGGCAACAGAGGGUCCAGCUUGAAAGACAACUGAAUGAGGCCAGAGAUCGCCUAGAGAUGGUCAGAGCUGUUGAUUCUACUAGUAGUGAAUGGUCAAUAGAGGAAAGUGUUGAUGAUUCAGAUUUUGAGGAAGUGAAUAUAUUUCAAAUGGAUGAUGAAAAUGAUAUUCAGAUUCCUGAAAACGGAAGAAUAAGAACUAGAAGUCAAACGCAGCGUACUGAGGCAACUGCAAAUGCUCCAGCUGAAGACUUGCACCCAGAUAGCAGAAACAGGAGUGAGGCUGAAAUCCAUCAAACAGAUGAUAGCAGAAGUGAACAUUCAGGAGAUGAGAGCACCUCAUCCUCUUCCUCUGCCUCUUCCUCCGCAAGCAGUACAUCCUCAGUGAAUUCCAGCCAGUCUCGUCCACAGUCAAAUAAUAGUGAAAACUUACAAGGCCAGGCUGAAGUCCCUGCCCUCCCCUGCAGUGAUUCGGACACCUCAGACACUUUGUACAGCUAUGGUCGAAGUCCAAAACUUAAUGAAAAUGAUGUCCUGUCUGAUACCUCCAUGGCAUCUGUUGGACUCCAUUCACACAGCAAUUCAUCAUCCUCAUCCUCAUUGUCACCCAGGAAACCCACUAGGGUACUCUCAACUUCAGAAUCCGAUUCGGAUUCUAACCAGUCAGACAGUAGCAAUGAUUCUAAGGCCAGUGAUGGCACGGACUCCGAGGUCACUGAGGUCAAGUUGUCAUCUGGCAGUUCAUCAGAUACUCUCUUGUAUGCACUGCCCAGUGAUCAAGGCGAGAAUGACGAUAGUGAGAUUGAUCUUAUUCAGGAAGAAGAAAUUAAUUAUGAGAAAACAUUGACUGGAAUAUCGAACCAAAAAGAGGAACAACUCAGUAAAAGAAAGCAUAUUGCAAUGGACAAAGGAACGAGUGGUGAACUUCAAGAUUGCGACAAAAUUUCAAACAGUAAAAUGCUUUCAAAGAAUCAAGAAAAGGACAGAAAGCACAAACAGACUGGAGCAAAGGCAAGCUGUAGUUCUGUAAGAGAAAUAAAUAGUUCAGGAGUUAUGUCCAGUUUUGAAAUUCAAGAUGGCUCUUCAAAACAGGCUAGGAAAAGAAAGAGGGUAAGUGACAAAGUCGCAUCUGGUUGGAGAAAACAGAAGUUGCCUGAAGAGUUGCAGUCCAGUGAUUCAGAAGAUGAAAAUGAUUUUACAAUAAUAGAUAAAACAGUGCCACGCCAAAGAAAAUGUAAAAGAAAUGACAAAACUUUGAAAAGAACAAAAAGUGACAUGGAUUGUGAAAAGGAAGAGAAAAUGGUCAAAAACUCAAGAUUAACAGCAACAUGUAAAAGUAAGUCAACUGACAGCACCAACAGUAAAGUGGCAAAAAGGAAAAGGUCUUGCUCACCAAACUCCAACAGUACUAACAUACCUCUAGUUCUUAUCCACAAAGAAACAGAAAAGGACUCCAAUAAUAAAGUUGAAUAUAAAUUAAACAGAUUAUUUGGUAAAAUCAAUGAAGGUGCAUCAACAUCCAGCUCUAUUUUAUUUGAAGAAACAAGCAUUUCAAAAGCAAAGAAUCCUCAGUGUUUGUCCACAGUAAAAGAUGAAAAAUUUGGAAGACAGAAACACUCAAGUUCAGCUCAAAAUGUCAAAUCAAGUAACAAAAAACAACAAAACACCACUGGCCAAAUAGAUUCUCAAUUCAAGGAUUGUGAAACGAAAUCGAAGAACAAAAACCCAGUUUCUGAAAAUGCUGCAACUAACUCCUCAGAAGGAAGUGAGUCCAGCACCUUGCCUAGGGACUCAACGAAUGGAGGAAGAUCCAAUCAAAACCGACCUAAGGCGUGGAUCUCUCCCGAGGGUCUCAAGGUGCCGCCAUCUUGUCUAGAGAUGUUGGAGAAUUUCACUGCAGCUGAUGAGUCUGAUAGUGAUGAUUCAUCCUGGAGGGAAGAUGAUCCAGAAAACUCAGACUCUGAAUUUUCCAGUAUUUCAGAUGUGGUAACAGAAGAAGAUACCGAUUAUGAAGUAAAGAUACCUUUGUCAGCUGGACAACUUUUGGCUCAGAUAGAUGGUGAUUCUGAUGACUCAGAUGACAGCUGGAAACCAUGAUGUGUGACAUGUUUCCAAACUUAAAAUGAAGAAACAGGAACUUUUUGAUGACAACCAGGCUGCAUUUGAAAUAAACAUUUCGAAACUAUUUCGUGAAUUAUUUUCAAUUUAUUAAAUUUUAAAGUGAAGUACAUAUAAAGACAUACUUAUAAGAUAUUAUACUCUUUUUUGUCAUUGUAAUUCAAAUUCAUUGUUUAUUUUCCAAUUUAUAUCUUUGCUAUUGAAAUAUCAUAAUCAUUAA